Messenger RNA from Quercus lobata, 873 nucleotides. Its product is annotated as MADS-box protein JOINTLESS-like. The record is from RefSeq and is a predicted model, not a curated record. Gene Ontology annotation, biological process: positive regulation of transcription by RNA polymerase II. The transcript has 9 exons. The coding region runs from base 151 to 807 and encodes 218 amino acids. Gene Ontology annotation, cellular component: nucleus. NCBI's taxonomy places the organism in Eukaryota, Viridiplantae, Streptophyta, Magnoliopsida, Fagales, Fagaceae. Gene Ontology annotation, molecular function: protein dimerization activity; DNA-binding transcription factor activity; RNA polymerase II transcription regulatory region sequence-specific DNA binding.
CCUUAUCUUUUUACUAUUCUCUACCUAAUUUUCUUCUCUCUCUCUCGCAGCUUUGUAUGCAAAAAGUUUCCAUUUCUGGAAUACAAGGUUGGGCUAAUAAUUUGGUUCGAACUUUGAAGUAAAGGGUCUGAUAAGCUAUUAUCUGGGAAAAUGACACGGAGGAGAAUUCAGAUUAAGAAGAUUGACAACACGACGGCAAGGCUGGUGGCAUUCUCAAAGAGGAGGAAAGGACUUUUUAAGAAAGCUUUUGAGCUCUCUACUCUCUGCGAUGCUGAAAUUGGUCUCAUGGUCUUUUCUGCAACAGGAAAGCUCUUUGAAUACGCCAGCUCAAGUGUGCAGCAGGUAAUUGAAAGGCAUGAUCUACAUCCAGAGAAUCUUGGCAAAAUGGACCAACUGUUUCUUGAGCUACCGCUUGAGAACGGUACCUCCUACGCCAUGUUGAGCAAGGAAAUUGAGGAGAAGACACAUGAACUGAGGAAGAUUAGGGGAGAAGAGCUCCCUGGAAUGGAUAUAGAAGAAUUACAGAAACUAGAGAAAGUGCUUGAAGUAGGCCUGAGCUGUGUUAUAGAAACAAAGGGUGAAAGAUUUCUGGAAGAGAUCACUGCCCUUCAGCAAAAGGGAGCCCAACUGAUGGAAGAAAACCAACGAUUAAAACAGAUGGAGAAUCUGUUUAGCACUCAAACACAUGUACUUGAACAAGGUCAGUCAUCUGAGGCAACCACCAAUAUUUGCAGCUCAUCUGAUCCUCAAGACAAUGACAGUUCAAACAUAUCUCUUAAGUUGGGGUUGGAUUGUUCUAUUUCCUAGUCUUCCUUGGCAACUCAAGAUUAGCACUUCACAGCUUUAUAGGUUAUGGAGCGAGCUUCAUAGAGA